This is a messenger RNA of Nothobranchius furzeri (turquoise killifish), 4538 nucleotides long. NCBI's taxonomy places the organism in Eukaryota, Metazoa, Chordata, Actinopteri, Cyprinodontiformes, Nothobranchiidae. The record is from RefSeq and is a predicted model, not a curated record.
GGAUCCUCCUGCAGGGCCGCGAUCUGUAUUAAAGCCUAAAUACCUGCGCAGGAACCAAACCAGGAUAAGCUCCUGCUCAGGUGUCGACCGAUAGCCAAUAGGAGCAAAGGCUCCACUCCUCUUCUCUGGGAUGGACUGAUGAACAGGGAAGCUUAGAAAUCCUUCUGCUGGGAAAUAAAACUACAGGAAGAGGCUUUAACCUACUUAAGUGGCUCCAAAGGCCCACCAGAGAAGUCCAGUGUUGUGUCUUACUUAAUGAAGAAACCAGAACUUCUGCUGCAGAAACCCACAGAUAAGGUAAGAUUUCAUUCACUGUUACAGUUUUAACAUGUUGAAGAUCCAGAAGUCGUGAUUAUUUAAGGUUUUUGUGGUGAUUCAGCAUUAAAACAUAGAUUUUUACCUCUGUGGCCUUUAAGCCCUCGCUCCUAUAGGAUGUAAUAUUAUUGUUAAUAUAGUAUCUCAAGAGUAUUAAUGAGCUAAAGACUAGAUACCGAUAUCAGACAUGGGGGCUCGGGUCUGAGACUUGGACCUGAGUCAUGCUGGAGUAAACCGAAGACCACUAACAGGCAUUUCCUUUCAUCAACCCUAACCUAACCCUGGAUGAACUAAAGACGGAGUUUGGAAACACCCAGUCGAGACUGAGAUUUGUCCUGAGGACUUGAUACUUCACUGACACAUUUAAGGGAUAGUCUUGACUUGGACUUGCCCUUAAAAAUGUUUGGACAAACUUGCUCUGAAACUAGACUGGACUUGUCCUCGUAAGUCUUUGGACUACACUUGGACAUUUAAAGAAUGAGGACUUGACUUGGCCUUACCCCAUAAAGACUUAAACAGGUGGCGUAGACUUUUCCAGCCUAGACUCGUGACUUGUUGUUUACAUGUGACCCGGUCCAGCCCCUCAGCUGUCAGACAGAUAGACUCUAGACUACCUCGGUAUUCAGAGAAGUUCAUGGUCGACUCGAUGACUCCAAGGAGCCCAAAUCAUCAUCCCUCCACCACCGUGCUGAUGGCUGGUUUCAGCUGUUAGUGAUGCAGUGCAUUCUGGGUAACAUCUCCACUUUGCUCUUGUUUAUUUAAAGGAUGUAGGACUAGAAGUGCUGUGGUUUGAGUUUACCUAAGCCAAGCAGCCAUGUUGGUUUUAGAGGGAAGAACGUGUUCUCUCGUGACCUUUAACCUGUUGUGAGGUUUCACAACUUAAGUUUUGGAAGUUAGAAAACUCAGAUUAUUUCAUCUCUCCCGAGAGAUAAAAAUAAAAGCAUCACUAAAAUGUAAGCAUUCCUGGAGGAGUGCACGCCAACCACCUGUUGAUGAUCUUAGUUAGCCAAAGCCGCCAUCUUGAAUUAUAGAAACUUCGAAGAUUAGUCAUUCAUGGAUAAACAUCCGAGAAUUUCAGGAGUUUCAUUUAAAUCUGUCCAGUGGUCCGAGUGAUGUGUUAGCAGUCACGUUCACAGGUGAGAACAUGAGGGAUAAAGUGUUUCUAUUGGCUCCUGAAGAGCAGGUAAACAGUCUAAUGUUCCUCUAACCUGGAGCUUUAGAGCUCUCAGAUGGUUGGAGCCCCUCUCAGCCAUUUCCAUUAACACGGAGCUUCUUCAGCUUUGAAGAUUAAAUGUAACGGCACUAAUGAAGCAGCUAACCCCUCAGAGGUACCCACUGAUAUCCUCGCUGCUCUCAGCGACACACUCAUUCACCUCGUAGAUCUGAGUGGAGCCGCAGGUGGGCCGAGCGGUUUGAAGCCAUUAACCGGCGAUGCGGCGAGCGCUGAAGGUUUUGUUUGGUGCAGGAAUAAUCAUGGCUGUAAUGAUGGGGUGAUUCAUGGAUACUGGAGUAAAUGCCGUCUCUAUUACGCUCAGAAGCAGCUGUGACAUUUCUACUUGUCUGGUUGUGAUCCGUGGAGAGGUGGGAGAGCUCUGUGGGGUCUUAGUCAUCAGAUGUUUCUGUUCGGAGCCGUAUUAGAGUCUUGCUGCUUUAACUGCCUGGUGCUUCAUCUACAGGAGUAUCGGCGAAACAUCGGCGCAUAAGAAAAAUCACCCUGCAGCUCUUCAGCUAGCAUUAAUAAGCAGCUGGUCCAGGUUGCACAACGAUAGUUAAAGUUGUGCUCCAAGGAGGACAAAGCUGCAUGCAUGAGCAUAAAAAGGUGACGUCCGCAUAGAAAUGUAUAUGAGAACCGUCGACGGUGUGAACAAUGUUAUUAACAUAGACUCCGACUAGGGCUGGGCUACCACCACCAUGUUUGACUGUCGAGGCAGCGGGACGCUCACCUUCCAGAAUGUUCUGCAGAAUAUUUACCCAGAGGUCUUUGGCGUCCUCAGGAUGCUAUCUGGCCAAUGUGAGACGGGUCUUCAUGUUGUUUUUGGCCUCAGGUUUUGGUUUGGGACACUUCUUUAUUCUACAGAACAUCUGAGUGAAAUCUAACUGUUUUAAUGUAAAAAUGCAACAGAAAAUCAGACAAUUUGAGUAAAACUUUCACAAAAAAUUUAGUUUUUAGUGUCCUGUGAGGGUUGACCUUUGACCCCUGGAGAAACACGUGACCUUGUUCCUGUCAUGAUUGUGUUCUGAUGAAUCCUCCAUGGUUUUCUGGAGUUUUAGUUUCACAUUUGAAGUAAAAAUAUUUAACUUUUACAAACAUGUUGUUUCCUUGAGUGGAUCUGACUAGUUUCAUCUUUCAGCCGUUUUUAUGAAAGUUAUUUAGGUUUUACACGUAUUCGGUGCAUUUUCAUGCAUCACACAUAUUUUUUAGUUCUCGUGAAUUCCCUAAACAUGUUUAUUAUUUUCUGACUGCAGGAUCAUGUUUCUGAUGUGGAUCUUUUUCCUGUUUGCUGCUUCAGCAGCGCUCUCUCCCGCCUCGCUCCUCUGUCCCGACCCUGAGGGCAGCCGCCACGUCAUUGAUUGUCUGGGUCUGCGCUUCACCUGGAUUAACCAUGUCUUCGAUAAUCUCCCAUCACUGCUGAACUUUGUGUGGAAGCUCCGCUGUCUUUCUGGGAUCUGUCCUCGUCAGCUGGAGGACUACGGCUGCUCCUGCAGAUACGUGGAGGCUGGAAACCCCCUGGAUCCUCUGGACCACUGCUGUGCGACUCACCGACGGUGUUACCUCAAGGCUGCCCCCUGUAGGCAGCAUCUGUCUCCUCCACCUGACGACUUCACUUGCACCACAGCGACCUCCAGCUGCGAUGUUGGUGACGCGUGCCGGCGAAGGCUUUGUGAAUGCGACCGAGCCGCCGUUGACUGCAUGACUCGGAGUUCCUACAACUCGAGUCUCAGAGGCAUCUCCGAGUCGUUCUGCUCUGCAGCAAAUCACACAGGUUUGUUCAGCGGCUCCGAGGAGGUCGAUCCGGUCUUCCCAGGAGCAGAUGUUCUCUCAGCAGCAAACGACUCUGCAGGUGUUGUGAUGUCCAACUCCUCCCUGCUGCUGUCGGCAGAACCGGACCUGACAAGAACUUUGGAAAACAGCAGCGACUCUUCUGGGAUGAAUGGUUUGAUCCUCACGGCUCCACCUUAUCAAACCUCCUCCCCAACCCAUCCUGCUCCAUCGCUAGUGUCAGCUCAAGCUCCUGAUGAUGCAAACAUCAGAACAACUCUCAGCAGGCUCCUCCCACCAUCAUUUUCAUCAUCUGAGGAAGAGCGAGAUUUACUGUCACUGAAAACGGAGUCGAUCAGAGAUGAGGAGGGGGAGUCCAGCCAGGAGGAAGGGGAGGAGCCACCACCAGCUUCUCCAGCAGGGAAGAAGUCUCCAGGAAGUGGGGUCACCUCCAUCAGACCACCUCUGUGUGAGGAGGAGGAUGAAGACUCUGACGUGGGACAGAAGGGGACAGAUCCAUCCUUUGUCUUGUCCCCGCUGGAGUCUACAGGUCCGACUGACAUCCAGCAGCCAGAAGACUGUAGCCGCUCUGAUGGGCGGAGCCAGAGGGAGAAGCUGGUGCUCGGAGAGAUGCUGCUCUGUCUGACGGGACGGUGUCCUCACCCAUACGAGGUGUAUGGCUGUUACUGUGGACAGGAGGGUGGUGGGCUGCCUCUGGACCAGCUGGACAGGUGCUGUUUCUUCCAUCGCUGCUGCCUGAGGCAGAUCAGCUCCAUGGGCUGCAGGAGUGAUAGGAAGCUCAGCGCUCACGUUUCCUGUGAGAACAACAGACCACGAUGUCAGGGCGUCUCGCUGUGUGACAAGCUCCAGUGUGUUUGUGACAGAACCACAGCAGAGUGCAUGGCUGCUGCUCCUUUUAACCACAGCCUGCAGCAGCAACAGUGCCGUGGACCAAUGCCACCCUGCCGCUGGGCCAGCAGACCUCUCAGGGCACCUCCCCAGUCCAGUGAGAAGAUCAACCAGCCGAACUCUGGAGCCGUGACUCCACCUGGACCACAUCCAGACAAGACGAGCUCCAGUGAUGGGAGCUCUGAACUUGCUUCCAGUGGGAGUCGCACCAACAACCACCAACCAACCCAAGGUCAAAGGUCAACAGAAGAUGAGGAAGAAGACUGAAGGAUCUUACCCCACAUCUCCGUUUCCUCUCCAGAUCACCAUCAGCAAGGAAAUACCAUGACUCAGC